AUGCCACUUUCUGUUCAGUCCCAGAAAUCCUGGAUCGAAGGAGUAUUUGACAAGAGAGAAUGUAACAAAGUCAUACCCAGCACAAAAGAUCAUCACAGAUGUACUCCGGUAUGCCAGGUCUGCCAGAAUUUAAUCAGGUGUUGCUGUGGCCGAUUGAUUGGAGACCACCCUGGAAUAGAUUAUGCCUGGACCAUCUCAGCCACCAAGGGUAAUGAAAAUGAACAAUGGUCUGUUGAACAACAUACAACGAAAAGCCCUACAGAUACCUUUGGCAUGAUUAAUUUCCAAGAUGGAGAGCACACCUACCACUCUAAGUAUAUCAGAACUUCUUAUGAUACAAAGUUGGAUCAUCUGUUGCAUUUAAUGUUGAAAGAGUGGAAUAUGGAACUGCCCAAGCUGGUGAUCUCUGUCCACGGGGGCAUCCAGAACUUCAAGAUGCCCUCCAAACUUAAAAAGAUCUUCAGCCAAGGUUUGGUCAAAGCUGCAGAGACGACAGGAGCGUGGAUAAUCACUGAAGGCAUCAAUACUGGAGUGUCCAAGCAUGUUGGGGAUGCCCUGAAAACCCAUUCCUCUCAGUCCUUGAGAAAAAUCUGGACAGUUGGAAUCCCUCCUUGGGGUGUCAUUGAGAACCAGAGGGAUCUUAUUGGAAAAGAUGUAGUAUGCCUGUACCAGACACUGGGUAACCCCCUCAGCAAGCUCACCACUCUCAACACCAUGCACUCCCACUUCAUCCUGUCUGAUGAUGGGACCGUGGGCAAGUAUGGAAAUGAAAUGAAACUCAGGAGGAACCUGGAGAAGCACCUCUCUCUGCAGAAGAUACACAGCCGCUCAAGACAAAAUGUCCCCGUGGUGGGGCUGGUGGUGGAAGGAGGUCCCAAUGUUAUCCUGUCCGUGUGGGAGAUUGUCAAGGACAAGGACCCAGUGGUGGUGUGUGAAGGCACAGGCAGGGCGGCCGACCUCCUGGCCUACACACACAAACACCUAGCAGAUGAAGGGGUAUUGCGUCCUCAGUUGAAAGAAGAGAUCAUCUGCAUGAUUCAGAACACUUUCAACUUUAGUCUUAAACAGUCCAAGCACCUUUUUCAAAUUCUGAUGGAGUGCAUGGUACACAGGGAUUGUAUUACCAUAUUUGAUGCUGAUUCUGAAGAGCUGCAAGAUCUUGACUUAGCAAUCCUAACAGCUUUGCUGAAGGGCACAAAUUUAUCAGCAUCAGAACAAUUAAAUCUGGCAAUGGCUUGGGACAGAAUGGACAUUGCCAAGAAACAUAUCCUAAUUUAUGGACAGCACUGGAAGCCUGGCACCCUGGAACAAGCAAUGUUAGAUGCUUUAGUGAUGGAUCGGGUAGAUUUUGUGAAGCUCUUAAUAGAAUAUGGGGUGAACCUCCAUCGCUUUCUUACCAUACCUCGACUGGAAGAGCUCUACAAUACGAAACAAGGACCUACUAAUAUGCUCUUGCAUCAUCUUGUCCAAGAUGUAAAGCAGCACACCCUUCUGCCAGGCUACAGAAUAACACUGAUUGACAUCGGACUGGUAGUGGAAUACCUCAUUGGUAGAGCAUAUCGCAGUAGCUACACUAGAAAAAAUUUCAGAGCCCUCUACAACAACCUCAACAGAAAACAUAAGCACCGGAGAUGCUCCUCAGGAAACAGAACGGAGUCUGCGGAAAGUACACUGCAUUCCCAGUUCAUCAGAACUGCCCAGCCCUAUAAGUUCAAGGAAAAGUCUGUAGCACUUCAUAAGUCAAGGAAGAAGUCGAAAGAACAAAAUGUAUCAGAUGACUCUGAGACUACUGGCUUUAUUUACCCUUACAAUGACCUGCUGGUUUGGGCUGUGCUGAUGAAAAGGCAGAAGAUGGCCAUGUUCUUCUGGCAGCAUGGAGAGGAGGCCACGGUUAAAGCAGUGAUAGCCUGUAUCCUCUACCGAGCGAUGGCCCAUGAAGCUAAGGAGAGUCACAUGGUGGAUGAUGCCUCAGAAGAGUUGAAGAAUUACUCGAAACAGUUUGGCCAGCUUGCCCUGGAUGUGUUAGAGAAGGCGUUCAAGCAGAAUGAGCGAAUGGCCAUGAAGCUUUUGAUGUAUGAACUGAAAAACUGGAGCAACUCUACCUGUUUGAAACUGGCGGUGUCGGGAGGAUUACGACCUUUUGUUUCACAUACUUGUACCCAAAUGCUACUGACGGACAUGUGGAUGGGGCGCCUGAAGAUGAGGAAGAACUCUUGGUUAAAGAUCAUUAUAAGUAUUUUUUUACCACCCACCAUUUUGACAUUGGAAUUUAAAAGCAAAGCUGAGAUGUCACAUGUUCCCCAGUCCCAGGACUUCCAGUUUACGUGGUAUAAUGGUGACCAGAACCCCAGCUGUUCCAAAGAAAGUGCUUGUGUGAAAGACUAUGAUUUGGAAAGGGGCCCUGAUGAGAAGAUUGAUGAAAUUCAGCACUGUGAUUUAGAGAGUGGGCCCCAGAACCUUCCAUGGACCAGGAAAGUCUAUGAGUUCUACAAUGCUCCGAUUGUCAAGUUUUGGUUUUAUACGAUGGCGUAUUUGGUAUUCCUCAUGCUGUUCACUUACACUGUGUUGGUGGAGAUGCAGCCCCGGCCCAGCGUGCAAGAGUGGCUUGUUAGCAUUUACAUCUUUACCAAUGCCAUUGAGAAGCUCAGGGAGAUCUGUAUUUCAGAACCCAGGAAGUUCACUCAAAAGGUGAAGGUAUGGAUUAGUGAGUACUGGAACCUUAUGGAAACUGUGGCCAUUGGCCUGUUUUCAGUUGGUUUUGGCCUUCGGUGGGGUGACCCUCCUUUUCACACAGCGGGAAGACUCCUCUACUGCAUAGACAUCAUAUUCUGGUUCUCACGGCUGCUGGACUUCUUUGCUGUGAAUCAACAUGCAGGGCCAUAUGUGACCAUGAUUGCGAAAAUGACAGCAAACAUGUUCUACAUUGUGAUCAUGAUGGCCAUAGUCCUGCUGAGCUUUGGAGUGGCACGAAAGGCCAUCCUUUCACCCAAGGAGCCACCAUCUUGGAGCCUGGCUCGAGACAUUGUAUUUGAGCCCUACUGGAUGAUCUACGGAGAAGUCUAUGCUUCAGAUAUAGACGUUUGUUCAAACCAGCCAUCUUGCCCUCCCGGUUCUUUUCUUACUCCAUUCCUGCAAGCGGUCUACCUCUUCGUGCAAUAUAUUAUCAUGGUGAACCUGUUGAUUGCUUUCUUCAACAACGUUUACUUAGAUAUGAAAUCCAUCUCAAACAAACUAUGGAAAUACAAUCGCUAUCGUUACAUCAUGACCUACCACGAGAAGCCCUGGCUGCCCCCGCCUUUUAUCCUGCUGAACCACGUGGGCCUCCUGGUCCGCUGCCUGUGUCAUUGUCAAGCUCCUAAUGACCAAGAAGAGGGUGAUGUUGGAUUAAAACUCUACCUGAGUAAGGAGGAUCUGAAAAAACUGCAUGACUUUGAAGAGCAGUGUGUGGAAACAUACUUCCAUGAGAAGAUGGAAGGUCUGAAUUGUAGUUGUGAAGAACGAAUCCGAGUGACAUCAGAAAGGGUUACAGAGAUGUACUUCCAACUGAAAGAAAUGAACGAAAAGGUAUCUUUUAUAAAGGACUCUUUACUGUCUUUGGACAGUCAGGUGGGACACCUGCAGGACCUCUCUGCCCUGACUGUGGAUACCCUAAAAGUUCUUUCUGCUGUUGACACCUUGCAAGAGGAUGAAGCUUUCCUGGCCAACAGAAAGCAUUCUACCUGCAGAAGACUUCCCCACAGCUGGAGCAAUGUCAUCUGUGGAGAGGUUCUAGGCAGUAUGGAGAUCUCUGGGGAGAAGAAAUACCAGUAUUAUAGCAUGCCCCCUUCUUUGCUGCGGAGCCUGGCUAGAGGCCAGUAUGUCCCAAGAGUACAGAGGCAGGCCUUUCUUGAGAUUACACACAGUCAAAAAGAGGCUUCAAAUGCAAGACAUGACCAGGAAGAACAAGAAACACAAAGCAGUAUAGAUGCUUCUAGGGUGUCUCCUAAUAGGCAAGGCCACUCAAAGUAUGGUCCAUUUCUCCUGGUCCCUUCUUAUGUAAAGCAAGUUCCUUUUUCAGCAGAAACUGCCUUGCCUCUGUCUAGACCAUCUGUCGGAGCAGGUACAGAUGUGCUGGCAACUGAACAGGUCACCCAGAGUGUGGUUUCUGUUCAUCUGACUGGGCAGACCCAGGUUGUCUCAGACCAGGAAUCAGUGGCUGAACCCAAGGAACUCCACGAGCCCAUGGCUCAGACAUCAGAUAAACAAGACAAGGCAGAACAAGUUCUGCCCACUUUGAGUUGCACAGCUGCACCUGUGACAGUGACCCACCUUCCUUCCCAAGCCAAGAGCUUGCAAACUAUAGGUGGAUAUGUGAACUGGGCAUUUUCAGAAGGGGAUGAAACUGAUGAGCAUAGCAUCAAGAAGAAAUGGCACACCUGCUUGCCCUCUGCUUCUAACAGUGACUCCACUCAGUGCGACCGAUGCCCGGUGCAGAUCUGGGGCAGUUCCUUAUCUGAUAACUCAACAAGAUUGGUUAGUGAUCACUCAGAGGUGGACCCGUGGCUCCAGCCAAAUGCAUCCUUUUGGAUCAAUCCUUUCCACAGAGGCAGAUUCUUCACUAGGAGUCAUAGUUUAAGACUCCACAAAAAGGAGAAACUGAUGAAGAUAUGUAAGAUUAAACACCUUCCAAGAUCCUCAGAAUUUGGGCAGUCAGCAUGGGUCAAAGCAAAAAUGCUAACCAAGGACAGGAGAUUGUCGAAGAGAAAGAAGAAUACACAAGGACUGCAGGUGCCAGUCAUAACAGUCAACACCAGCUGUCAAAGUGAUCCACUGAAUCCAGAACCAGGGGAAAAUGACAUCUCAGAAGAAGAGAGGUGCAGCAAGAACUGGCUCACGGUGUCCAAAUUUAGUCAGAUAAGUCUAGAACCUUAUAUAUAUCAAAAAAUGAAAACUAAAGAAAUUGAACAACGUGCUGUACAAGUCAGCGCUUACCUAAAGCAGUCCCAAGAGGAUCCAAGUGAAAACUCUUUGUGGAAUUCCAGGAGCACCAGCCUCAACAGGAACUCCCUGUUGAGAAGUUCAAAUGGAGUUGACAAGAUCUCAACCUCCUUAAAAAGCCCUCAAGAGCCUCACCAUCAUUAUUCAGCCAUUGAAAGGAAUAAUUUAAUGAGGCUUUCUCAGACCAUACCAUUUACACCAAUCCAACUGUUUGCUGGAGAAGAAAUAACUGUCUACAGGCUGGAGGAGAGUUCUCCAUUGAACCUUAGUAAAAGCAUGUCCUCUUGGUCCCAGCGUGGGAGAGCUGCAAUGAUCCAGGUGUUGUCCCGAGAGGAGAUGGAUGGGGGUCUCCGCAAAGCCAUGAGGGUCAUCAGCACUUGGUCAGAGGAUGACAUUCUGAAGCCAGGACAGGUUUUCAUUGUGAAGUCAUUUCUUCCUGAAGUUGUGCAGACAUGGCAUAAAAUCUUCCAGGAAAGUACUGUACUUCAUCUUUGCCUCAGGGAAAUUCAACAACAAAGAGCUGCUCAAAAACUGAUCUAUACAUUCAACCAAGUAAAACCACAAACUAUUCCCUACACGCCAAGGUUCCUGGAAGUUUUCUUAAUCUACUGCCAUUCAGCCAACCAAUGGUUGACGAUUGAAAAGUAUAUGACAGGGGAGUUCCAGAAGUACAACAACAACAACGGUGAUGAAAUUACCCCCACCAACACCCUGGAGGAGCUGAUGUUGGCUUUCUCCCACUGGACCUAUGAGUAUACACGGGGAGAGCUGCUGGUUUUAGACUUGCAAGGCGUUGGAGAAAAUUUGACAGAUCCAUCUGUUAUAAAACCUGAAGACAAACAAUCAAGAGGAAUGGUGUUUGGACCAGCCAAUUUGGGGGAAGAUGCAAUUAGAAACUUCAUUGCAAAACAUCGUUGCAACUCCUGCUGCCGGAAGCUCAAACUCCCUGAUUUAAAAAGAAAUGACUAUUCCCCUGGAAGGAUCAAUUCUACCUUUGGACUUGAGAUCAAACUAGAACCAACUGAAGGGCCUCCAGCAAAGGAGAGGGAUAGAAAUUCCCCAGAAGAUCGUACACGACUUUAA
Carlito syrichta (Philippine tarsier) is the source of this 6060-nucleotide messenger RNA. It is a transcript of the gene TRPM6, whose product is annotated as transient receptor potential cation channel subfamily M member 6. Lineage: Eukaryota; Metazoa; Chordata; Mammalia; Primates; Tarsiidae. The coding region runs from base 1 to 6060 and encodes 2019 amino acids. The transcript has 38 exons. Gene Ontology annotation, biological process: protein phosphorylation; protein tetramerization; monoatomic cation transmembrane transport. Gene Ontology annotation, molecular function: ATP binding; protein serine/threonine kinase activity; monoatomic cation channel activity. The record is from RefSeq and is a predicted model, not a curated record. Gene Ontology annotation, cellular component: apical plasma membrane.